AAUACCCUACACGCAAAACCACACAGUAGAAAAAAGGUAAACAAUACAAUUAAAUCAUAGCGUUCAAAUUUCAAUAGUUCAGAUUUUUGUUGUCUCCUAGUACACAAGUUGUCUCGUCUGUUUAGCUCUUAUCGACAGAUAAGGACUACGCAUUAAUAUUUCACUUUUACCUAUAAAGACCGUGACUAUCGAAUGCCGAUAAAGAGUCAAUGAUCUAAACAGUUCGGCCACUUGUUCAAGCAGUGUUGUUCACAGAAAUUAACGGCAUAUAUAUUUUGUUAUAACUACGAGUAAAUUAAAUUUUUAACUGUAAAACAGUUCGUGCAUUUGUUAAAAUGUCUUUUGGUGGAGUAGUUUUAGAAAAUAUAGUAGAUAAAGUGUUUUUAGUGACCGGUGGAGCUGCUGGUAUCGGUGCUGGUGUAGUGAGAGAAUUAUUGUUGGAGAAUGCUCGAUACGUAGCUUUCCUGGACAUCGCUGAACGAGAAGGCUUGAUAUUAGAGUCAGAACUAUACACUAAAUUUGGUGCAUUAAAGGCUAAAUUCAUAAAAUGUGAUAUAUCAAACGAAUCAGAAUUCGCUGAUGCUUAUAAGCAAGUAUUCAACAAGUAUCGAAGAAUAGACGUAGUUAUAAACAAUGCGGUAGUGUUGAGUGCUGACGACUCUGACUAUAAGAGAAUAGUGGAUGUUAAUUUGACAGCUACAAUAAGCAGUACGCUAAAGGCACUAGACUAUAUGGGUAUAGACAAAGGAGGCAUUGGUGGUACAGUAGUGAAUGUAUCAUCCCUUCUAGCUCUUACACCAAAGCCACAUCUACCCGUGUACGCGUCGACGAAAAUCGCCGUGCUUCAAUUCAGCAAUUCUAUAGGAGCAGAGUUGUUCUACUCUAAGUCGAAGGUUCGAGUUUUGACAGUAUGUUUCGGACCUACUGACACAGCUAUUCUACAAAAACCGAGCAUAUCGAAUUUCGAUAAACAUUUUACACAAAGCCUCGCUUCGCGUGCCCCAGUCAGACAAAGAGUAAAAUCUGCAGCCUACGGUAUGCUGCAGGUGAUUAAUAAUGGAGUCAGCGGUUCAACAUGGAUGAUAGCAAACGACAAGUCACCUGUAGAUAUUAGCGAAAAUAUUUCCGGAGGCUUUAACGUUAUGUCGUGCGGUAUCGAAAAUAACUGAGAGAGAAAUGUAUUUAAAAAAGUAUAUGUAAUGUAAAAUUGUAUUUUAUGAUGUUCAUUUACCAAAGGUUUAAAGUUUAGUUAUAUUGUUUUUUACUUAUAGCUUAUUAAAUUACAUAGGUUAGAAUCG
Molecule: messenger RNA, 1298 nt
Organism: Diatraea saccharalis (sugarcane borer)
Lineage: Eukaryota; Metazoa; Arthropoda; Insecta; Lepidoptera; Crambidae
Source: the annotation of a GenBank genome assembly